CUGCUAUCCAAGCUGCUAUCCAUGCUGCUAUCCAUGCUGCUGUCGCUCAUGGGGAUGUGGCAGAAACCGAGGAUGCGUCAGAAAAGUGAGAAAACCAGUCCAAGGGAAACAGAAGAAAGUCCACCGAUGAGCUAGACUGUAUUGGUCAGACACUCAAGUCUCUUUUCACCCAGUCUACAUACUGUAUGUUGACUACAGCUGAAGUUCUCAUGGAAGGGACCCACAGCACCUUGCAUCUGUACCAGCCCAUCAGGGAGUGGAUCUCUGUGAGGCCGUUCCUCCCUAAACUCAUCCACACCCCCAUCCACAGCGGUUCUGGUGGUUCCACCCACAAGACCCCCGCCUCUCAUAGGGGUCAACCAAUCAUUCCCCACCAUCUACUAGAGGAGGAGCUAGCAGAGACUGUGCAGAGGGGUCAGUCAGAAGAACAUGGGUUUAAAAAACAGAAACAGAGUUUUGAGGAGGACAUCCAGGCGGUUGCUUCUUCAUCGUCGUCAGACUCUGAGCUCCAAUGGUUGGCUGACUUCCACCUCUUACCUCUCUGCUCAGAGUGCAAGGCCAGGGUUGGGAUGGGGAACCAGGGAGGGAAGCUCAGGCACCUGGGCUCCUCAGAGAACCGGGAUGGCUGUUCCCCCAGAUCCCCACUAGACCACCAGGCAACCAGGAGGAGGAGCACUGAGGGGCUGAGCGGCACCAGUAGCCUCCAGCACACCCUCACCCUGUCCCCUGGGACCCCACAGACCUCCAGGAAAAGGAGGCUGAAGAGGCUGUGGAUGAUGAGUGCUCCCCCAGCUGAGGAGAACCUUCAGUGGGGUGCAGUGGAGCCGAGGUCAGCCUAUCCUUCUGGCGGUAUCUCCAACUUCAAGGUCAUGGAAGGAAGAGAGAGAGGGAAGACGGAGAAGAGUGACACUGUCAUUGGAGGAGAGAGGGAGAGGGAGAGAGAGAGGGAGAGGGAGAGGGAGAAGGAGAAGAGGGAUACCUUGACAUGGGGGACAAAGAGGCCAUGCACCAGUCCAUCCAGCGCUGUUCUGGACUCCCUCAUAGGGGUUCUACUCUCUGAGAACCGCCCUCAUUCUCCAAACAAAGUUCUCCCAUUUGAGUACCAUUAUCGUUAUCGCAUGCCCCGAGAGGUUCUAACUCUGAAAGAAGAGCCUGUUCAUAUUGACUCAGAUACGGAGCUCUCAGAGUAUGACAAUGAAUUGUGUAACACCUCCCCCUUCCCAUCUAAAUCUCAAGAGGUAGAGGAUUCCCAGGACAGCACCAGGCAGUCUCCAGAAGGGGGGACCACCCAGGCUCUGAGCCCCAGCCAGGAGGGAGGUAGAGCGGAGAAGGGGUGGAGGAUGGAGAGGGUGGAGGAAAAGAGGUCAGCCCAGCGGCGGUGUGAGGAGAGAGAGAGGGCGAGGAGGGAUGCAGCAUGGAGGGUGAUGGGGAAGAUUGAAGAGGUGGAGGGGAUCAUACAGAGGGUCAGUCUCACCAGCGCUGACUGGAUCAAGGAGGAGAGAGAGGGGGGUGUUUUUGGACUGCUUACCUCUAAGCCAAAUGAGUGUGUGUCUGAAGAAGAGUCAGUGUUAGAGACAAAACCUGAAUGCUCUCUCCAGCCCCAGCGGCAGUGCUCUGUCCAGCCACCACCCUCUCUCCAGCCCCAGCUGCAGUGCUCUGUCCAGUCACCACCCUCUCUCCAGCCCCAGCGGCAGUGCUCUGUCCAGCCACCACCCUCUCUCCAGCCCCAGCUGCAGUGCUCUGUCCAGUCACCACCCUCUCUCCAUCCCCAGCUGCAGUGCUCUGUCCAGCCACCACCCUCUCUCCAGCCCCAGCGGCAGUGCUCUGUCCAAACACCACCCUCUCUCCAGCCCCAGCUGCAGUGCUCUGUCCAGUCACCACCCUCUCUCCAGCCCCAGCUGCAGUGCUCUGUCCAGCCACCACCCUCUCUCCAGCCCCAGCUGCAGUGCUCUGUCCAGCCACCACACUUUCUUCAGCCCCAGCCACAACAACUGCCAGAACCCUCUGUCCAAACCCAGCCCUUUCUCCAGCCCCAACCAGAGCUCCAGGAUUGGGGGCCCACUCGGGAAGAUCCUCUCCCAGUCGAGGAGCUCCGUGCCCUGGGUGAGGCGCUGAGCCAGAGCCUGCGGAGAGCCCUGAGGAUGGAGGGUCUAGGGGAGGACGAGGACUGGGAGUCAAUGAGGUGUAGAGAAGAGUUCAGAGAAACUACCUGGAACUUCAACUUAAAGCAAACCACUUCAGAAUCAUCAUUGGAACCCACUGACCUCUCCAAUGACAACACCAUGACCUUUGACCCUAUGAGAGAAUGGAAGCCGUCUCUCUCAGCCGUCUUGGAUUGCACCUCAUCCCUGCGGACCUCCAAUAGCUUUAACAGCAUGUCCCACAUCCUGUCCCCUCUGUCCUCCCAGGUGUCCAGCCCUCAUCUUAGCCACUGUCCCCUGCCUCGCUCCCUCUCCCAGCAGCCUAGGGAAAGACAAGAAGACAAAGACAGAAUGAGGGAGGAGGAGGAGGAGGAGGAGGAGGAGGAGAGGAGGAGAAAGAACUCAGUCCUGGGCUGUCUGGUCCUGCAGGGUGGGAGUAGGGAGAGAGGAGGGAGAGGGAGAGGGAGAGGGAGAGGGAGUAGGGAGAGAGGAGGGAUAGCUGACAAGAAGGGGGCCAGGAAGAGGGUGGCGUGGCUGGACCUGAGGCUGAAUGAGCAGAACCAGAAGAAGAAUCAGAACCAGAGUGACAACCAGAGCCAAGGCAACUCCAUUUGGACUGAGCCCGGUGUUUCCAGUCCGUCCUCUGUGCUGUUUUCAGACGAGGCCCUGACGAGACAGGAGGAGAUCUGGCAGAGAGAGGUGGAGGAUUCUCUGUCGUACUGCCGGUCCCUGACCCGCCCCUCUCGCCCCAAACACGUCGACUUCCUCAGGAUCACACCACUGGAAGAUGACAUCACCAGCGACUUGCCUUUCUCCCCACAGCGAUCGGAGACGUGGACCCCAGGUGAUGGAGAGGACCGGUCCACCCCAGGCCGUCUGCAGGCCAUCUGGCCCCCGACUAAGGAGGAGAAGGUUGGGCUGAAAUACACAGAAGCAGAACACCAGGCAAUCCUCCUGCAGCUGAAGAGAGAAUGCAAAGAGGAAGUGGAGAAGAUACAGGAGGACCAUAGGAAGCAGAUGCGCCAACUGAGAGGGGACAAUGAGGAGUGUGUAUCCCGUCUGGAGGUCACGUUGGCCAGGCUACAAAGCGACUUGGCCCUGGGUGCCCACCACCGCCGUGGAGACCUCCGAGACGUGGCCGUAUCCACGGGAGACGACCUCUCAUCCCGGGACUUCCGCACUGUGUGCGUCCAGACGGGCCGCCAGACCUUCCUCAGGACCCCCCAGGAUGAGGAGGGGGGUAUCAGGCCAUAUCUGAGCCCCCAACCCCCCCUCUACCUGCCUAAGAGACUGGACCUGGCUUCUAUCAGUCUAAAUCAGUCUGGACAGGCUACCUCUCCCUCUUCUCCCUCCUCUUCCCCCGUUCUUCUCCCUCCACCUCCUCCUCCUCCACCUGCUCCUCCACUCCCACUGUCCCAACCACCUGUACCUCAUCAAUGGUUAUUAUCAGGCAACCUAGCCCCACUUCCCCCUCCUCCUCUUCCUCCUCCUCUUCCUCCUCCUCUUCCUCCUCCUCUUCCUUACCUUCCUGCUCUAACCCAGACCCAGGGACUCGACGGCCCCCCUCCACCCCCACCCCCUCCACCAGGCUGUGGCCCCCCACCACCUCCCCCUCCAGGGGGUCUGACCUUAGGUACCAUGCUAGAUAAACCCCACAGGAAGCCGGCUGUGGAACCAGCCUGCCCCAUGAAACCUCUCUACUGGACCAGGAUACAGAUACAGGACAACAAUAAAGACACAUUGUGGAGCUCUCUUGAGGAACCAGACAUCAUCAACACCACAGAGUUUGAAGACUUGUUCUCCAAGACCACCAUACAAACCAAGAGAAAACCUCUGGCAGAGGCUUAUGAGAAGAAAGCCAAGGACAAAAAGAUCAUUAAACUGCUGGAUGGGAAGCGUUCACAGGCUGUAGGGAUACUCAUCUCUAGUCUGCACCUGGAGAUGAAGGACAUAGAGCAAGCUGUGCUGACCGUGGACAAUUCCGUAGUGGACGUGGAGACCAUCCAGGCUUUAUAUGAAAACAGAGCCCAGCCUGAUGAGCUGGAGAGGAUAAAGAAACACUACCAGACUUCAGAGGAGGAGCAGGUCAGGCUGCUGGACAAACCUGAACAGUUCCUGUAUGAGUUGUCUCAGAUACCAGAAUUCCCGGACAGAGCUUCAUGUAUCAUCUUCCAGUCUGUCUUCAUAGACGGCAUGGCCUCCAUACAGUGCAAGUUGGACAUCGUCUCUAGUGUCUGCGAGGAUCUGAUGGAGACCUCCAGUGUGAGGGAGGUGAUGGGUCUGGUUCUAGCCCUGGGGAACCACAUGAACGGGGGCAACAGGACCAGAGGACAGGCUGACGGCUUUGGACUGGAGAUCCUGCCCAAACUAAAGGACGUCAAGAGCAGGGACAAUCGUAUCAGUCUGGUUGACUAUGUGACAUCGUACUAUCUCCGCAACCUAGAUGAGAAUGCUGGAACAGAGAGAAGUGUCUUCCCUCUCCCUGAGCCUCAGGAUGUGUUCCUGGCUGCCCAGGUCAAGUUUGAAGACAUCACCAAGGACCUGAGACAGCUUAGACGAGACCUGGCAGUGUGUGAAGAAGGUGUUCAGAAGGUGUGCUCCAGCUCUCCAGAGGAACACCUCCAGACGUUUAAGGACAAGAUGGAGGCGUUCCUUCUGAAUGCGCGUAAUGAACAAGAUGAAGUACAUGCCCAGUUGAUGUUUGCACAAAAAAGCUUCCAUGAGCUGGUGACGUUCUUAGGGCUGAAGCCCAAGACAGGAGAGACCGAAGUGGCGACAGGUCACUUCUUCAUGCUGUGGUUUGAGUUCUGUACCGACUUCAAGACCAGGUGGAAGAGAGAGAACAAGAAUAUCUCCAAAGAAAGACUGAAAGAGGCCCAGCUGUCGGUGAAGAAGAUUACAGCAGACAAGAAGGUGGAGACCAGGAAGAUCAACCCUAACAGUCUGAAAGAGAGACUGCGCCAGAAGGAAGCAAACAUGGUGGCCACAAGCUGAGAGACAGAACAGGACAGAUAAGACAUUAAUGAGAAAACUGAUGAGUUGAUUUGUGAGGUAAGUGGGGACUUCUCCCACCUUCUCCCGCCCCUUAGCCACCCACACAGGGUGAUCAGGAUCAUACCAGUCUCUGUUCCUGCCCACCCUCUUUAUGGACCAAGCCUGGAGCACUGCCUCUGAACCUUCCCCCACUGGACACUAGAGGAAACCACUCAUACUAUGGUUCAGAGGUCACAAAGUUGCAGAUGGAUUCACUGACCAACAGGAUACUGGCAAUAGGAUGAUGAUGAAUAUUUUCUUGUUAAAAAAAUGUAUAGGGAAUAAUGUAUAUACAUUUAAAAGGUGGUGGAUUCUCCACCUCAUCCUAAGCACUUUCAUGUUAAACAUUUUGUAAUAAUAAUUUCAAUACAAUAACUGAUUAAUAACUGGUAGAAUUAAUAAGACAAUGUAUCUAGAUUGUAUGGUAAACUUUUUCUCAUGUAGAUUUGAAAUGCAUUUGUCUAUCAGUUUGUUUGUUUUCUGAUAUUCAAUAUCAGAAGUUUUCUUUCUGUGUUUUAUAAGAAAUGUAUAAUGUUUUUCACCUUACAUUUCCACUGUCAAUCAU
Coregonus clupeaformis (lake whitefish) is the source of this 5739-nucleotide messenger RNA. RefSeq lists its product as uncharacterized. NCBI's taxonomy places the organism in Eukaryota, Metazoa, Chordata, Actinopteri, Salmoniformes, Salmonidae. The transcript is spliced from 19 exons. Gene Ontology annotation, biological process: actin nucleation. The record is from RefSeq and is a predicted model, not a curated record. The coding region runs from base 186 to 5135 and encodes 1649 amino acids. Gene Ontology annotation, molecular function: microtubule binding. Gene Ontology annotation, cellular component: cytoplasm; actin filament; nucleus.